AUGCGGAGCUUCAACAGCGGAGGCGUGUGCACCUACGGCCUCAACAGCCAGGCCGGCUACCUCUUCGAGCGCAACCAGAAUGUGCUGCGUCAGCGCAGCUUCGGCCGCGCCCGGGGCUUCAUGGGCGCCCCACUCAAGAGGUCCCGCGACCACGACAGCGACAGCAGCGACGAGGAGGCGCUGCGGUAUCCCCCAGGACACGCACGGCGCGCGGUGCUGGACGGCAUCAAGCGCAUGCGCGUGUCGAGCCCCGUGCAGUCGCCCAAGAGCGACGUGGACUCGGACAUGACGGACGAGGAGGCGGCCACGCCCCGCACCACGUGGAGGAAGAGCAAGGCCAUCGUCCCGGCAGCGCCAGAGGCCGGCAAGAAACGGCCGCUGGUGUUUGCACCGGCGGAGGCGGUGGAUCUGCGUUGGAAGAUGGCGCGGCAAGAGGAGUUCCUGGGCAGAGAGCAGCACAUUGAGAUCCCCAACGACGCGUCCUGCAGAGCCAUGGUGGUGUUCGACCCGUACCAGUCGAUGAACUUGUCGACCGAGCCGCGGGUGGAGCUGGUGGAGGACGACAGGCAGCCGGAGACGGAUGAGUGGUCUGAGAGUGAGGAGGAGCACUGCGUCCGGUUUGAGGAACUCCCGUCUGAUAACGACGAGCCGGUGGACAUGGAUGUGGACUGA
Molecule: messenger RNA, 672 nt
Organism: Phytophthora sojae
Lineage: Eukaryota; Oomycota; Peronosporomycetes; Peronosporales; Peronosporaceae
Exons: 1
Coding region: 1-672 (223 amino acids)
Source: RefSeq, a predicted model, not a curated record